AUGAUGCUAAACUAAGAAUUGCUCCAAGAGAGUUGUGCCCUUGAAAAUCGAUUUCCAUAAUCGUCUGCCGCAUCCCACAUAACAAAAUUCUGUAGAAGUAAUUAUAUUAGGUUAUGUUGGAUCCCGUGGAAAGCUUAAAACUGGCGGAUCAGCCGAAGAAAGUAUUGAAGAGUUGCCACACAGGAAUCUGGGAUAAUCUCCUGGAUUUAGAUAAAGUGGAAUGGAAGGAUCUGCAAUACAAGAAUACAGGAGAUACUGCAUUACAUGUAGCUUCUAGGUACGGACAUGCAGAGGUAAUUAAACGUCUCUUGAUUAGGUUUAAUUCAUCUGCAGUGGAUGCAACUAACGAUGACAAUAAGACGGCUCUGCAUGAAGCAGCUCAGUUCGGGCAACUGGAAGCGGCAACGAUAUUGAUAGAACACGGAGCAAAUGUUAACUCGCUGAAGAAGGCGGAUUGGACGCCAUUGAUGUUGGCAUGCACGAAGAAGCCAAACCUGGACCUGAUUAAAGCAUUAUCAGAGAAUGGCGCUGCCGUUAACUAUGCCAAUAAAGAUGGAUGGACGUGUCUUCAUUUAUUAGCGCGCGAAGGUUCUCUGAACAACCUGAAAUAUCUCCAUUCGCGAGGUUUAAAUUUAACGCUGAGGACGAAAAACGGCAGAAGUGGCGCUCAUGUGUCCGCAUUGCAUAAUAACCAAGAGGUCUUGCAAUAUUUACUAAAGGAGGAUUCGUCGCAGGUGAACGCGACGGAUAAUUGCGGCAAUACCCCUCUGCACGAGAGCGUUCUCGGUGGUAAUUAUCAAGUAUUCAAGAACAUUUUAGAAAGCGACGGCGAAAUCGGAGCAAAGAAUUCAGUUGGUUUCAAUGCUCUCCAUCUAGCAGCGAGCAAAGGAGAUUUGGAUUUCAUUAGAACCAUACUUGAACUUGGAGUGAACGUAGAUUCGCGCAGUUCGGAAGGCUACACUGCUCUUCAUUGCGCCGCCAGAAAGAACCUGAUGGCUGCUUACCGGGUUCUCCUGGACAUGGGCGCAGAAAGAGCCACAACGGAUUGUCACGGAAGAAAAGCUGAAGAAUAUUUCCAUAGUUCAUAAUUAUAUUAUUUAUAAUUAAUACAUUAUUCACAUAUAUACAAAUAUCUUGUAAAUCUUUUUUUGUUGUUGUUGUUGUUUGUUUAUCAUUAACAUCGAUUUUCAGUGUAUGCUAAAUGCGCUUUGAGAAACCUAACU
This is a messenger RNA of Nicrophorus vespilloides, 1223 nucleotides long. RefSeq names its product ankyrin repeat domain-containing protein 16-like. The record is from RefSeq and is a predicted model, not a curated record. Lineage: Eukaryota; Metazoa; Arthropoda; Insecta; Coleoptera; Silphidae. Gene Ontology annotation, molecular function: protein binding. The coding region runs from base 114 to 1088 and encodes 324 amino acids. The transcript has a single exon.